Molecule: messenger RNA, 4642 nt
Organism: Plutella xylostella (diamondback moth)
Lineage: Eukaryota; Metazoa; Arthropoda; Insecta; Lepidoptera; Plutellidae
Source: RefSeq, a predicted model, not a curated record
UUUUCCGUACCCUAUAUGGUAACUUGUCUCCACGUGAUGGAUAGGACUACUAUAAUUGUUCUGAGAACGAGAAUGACCACAGGCUCUGUGCCGGAGGCUGACGCACAUUGACAGCAGCUAUCAGGUUCUGUCAGGUUCUCACUAAAACGCUUUAUAACGCAGUAUUUUUUUUCUCUGUGGUUGUCACGAAUUAUUCUGAUUAUCUCGUGACCACAAAUGAUCUUUAAAAUUCUAAUUUUACACAGUAAAUUACAUAGUAUGCGACGUGGUUUUGUUUAUAAAAAAUACUGUCCACAAUAUUUUAGAAAUGUGAAGAGGAUCGCCUGGUAUUUGUAUUAUACGUUUUAGACAUAAAUAAACAAAAAAAAAUAAAAAAUGAGUCCACGUUCUCGUAAGACUGUGACUCACGGCAAAGGGUCUUGUGGCCGCUUCACCCCCCGCUCCGGCAACAGCUCCGCAGGACACUGUCAAGACCUAAUCGUAGAGUCUAUCUGCGUCAUAACCCUAGUUAUCGGAUGCAUCAUAUUCUCCCUUUUCUAUUUCCUCACCCAAUUGAGCAGUCGGUCAGCCCCCAGCAGCAGCAUGCCAACUCGCAGGCAUCGCUCACGUGUAAGAAAUAUUGAUCACAACAGAUCUAGUUCUGAAAGCAAAAUACAGCCAGUCAGCGCAGCAGGAUCUACCAAAGAUUUUGAGCCCCAAAAUAUUAUUCGGCGGGAAAGAAGCUCUUCAUUUGAUAGGCGACAAAGAGUUAAUGAGUCUUCUCGUGAUAGCAUCAAUGAGGAAUUAGAAGACUUCAAACGAAGCAAAUGGAAAUCUCUAAUGGAAGAAUCAUUUGUCGGAAAAAAUGGCCAAAUGAGGUAUAUUGGGAUGUCACCGUCUGACAGUUUAGAAGAUAUUUCAGAAGAAAAAAUUCAACUGCAAACUAGUUCAAAUAAUCCUCAACCUUCAGAAGUAAAUAAAGAAAAUAUGAUCCCAAAAUUCAAUGUAUCAAAAGAUUUUGUCCCUAAAAAUGAAUCUAGUGAUAACAAAACAUCCUAUAAGGAUGACAUGGAACUGGAGAGUAAAACGAUUAGUGAAAAACAAAAAACCGAAUCAUUGACGAAACACCGUGACUUAUCUAAAGAUCCAAGUCAAGGAAUAAUUUCUCCUAAUAGGACUCAUAAAGUUAAAACUGAUGAACAAAUUUCAAAUAACGGUCCUGGCUCCCGUAGACAUAGUAAUGAUAAUAAUGAAGAAGUAUUACCAGUCACAAAAGAUAAAAUUCGUAGUUCUAAACAAAAUGAUGAACAGAAGGUAUACAACAACAUAAAGUCAAAUUCUGUGAAAUUGACAGAAGAAAAACAUAAUGACACUGAAAUCAGCCCUAAAACGAAGUUAAAUUACUCUGGAAAAAAUCACAAUGAACUUAAUAUAAAAAAUGAUGAAAAAAUGAUAUCCGCAGAACCACAUGUAUUAUUAGACUCUAUAAAAAACCUACAAGACUCAGAAGUUAAUCUGAAAGCUGAUGGUACCAAAUCAACACUAACAACUGCGCAUGACCAUAAAAUAAAAAUUAAAACAACAGAAGAAGAUAAAAAAUAUGAAAAUUCAAGCAAUAAAAGUGACCAAGCAGUAAAUCCAUCUAAAAAAAUAAAAAUUCAAGAACAUAAUCAGAAUUUUCCAACAAAACCAGUUUAUGAAGUAAAUUUGAAGGACGUAAUUAGUGACACGCACAAAAGACAAUAUUCGAAUUCCUUAAAAGUUAUCCCUAAAAUAGGUACAAAAAUGGAAAAUAAUGGAAAUAAAAGUAUUGAAAAAAAUAUACACUCAAAUGACUCAAAGCCAGUAAGUUCUAAAAUAGAAGAAGAACUCAAUCAUAAAAAUAAUAAUGGAAGUAGUAAAAAACUACAUGAAAAGGUUUCUGAUGAACUCUGUGGGUGCGUCACUACAAUAUCUUCCCAAAAAUUAUCAGGUGAAGUUAAGAACCUUUAUGCUAAAGCUGUCGACCCACCAUUCUUGAAAUUAGACAGUACAGAAGAAAAAAGUAAAAAAGAUCAAGUGACACGUACUAAAACUUUGGCGAAAAUUGAACCAAAAAUCAAAGAGGAACCUGUUGGAAAUUCUAAACCAAACAUUUCAGAUGAUCUUUGUGGGUGCCAUGAUACUUCCAACAAAAAACAAACAACAGAUAAAAUCCAUAAUGAAAAUCAAGAAAAAAGUCAAGGUUAUGACAAAUCAAAAAUCAAAGAGGAACCUGUUGGAAAUUCAAAACCAAACAUUUCAGAUGAUCUUUGUGGGUGUGUUGAUACUUCCAACAAAAAACAAACAACAGAUGAAAUCCAUAAUGAAAAUCAAGAAAAAAGUCAAGGUUAUGACAAAACAAAAAUCAAAGAGGAACCUGUUGGAAAUUCUAAACCAAAAAUUUCAGAUGAUCUUUGUGGGUGCAAAGAUACUUCCAACAAAAAACAAACAACAGAUGAAAUCCAUAAUGAAAAUCAAGAAAAAAGUCAAGGUUAUGACAAAACAAAAAUCAAAGAGGAACCUGUUGGAAAUUCUAAACCAAAAAUUUCAGAUGAUCUUUGUGGGUGCAAAGAUACUUCCAACAAAAAACAAACAACAGAUGAAAUCCAUAAUGAAAAUCAAGAAAAAAGUCAAGGUUAUGACAAAACAAAAAUCAAAGAGGAACCUGUUGGAAAUUCUAAACCAAAAAUUUCAGAUGAUCUUUGUGGGUGCAAAGAUACUUCCAACAAAAAACAAACAACAGAUCAAAUCCAUAAUGAUAUUCGAGAAAAAAGUCAAGGUUAUGACAAAACAAAAACCAAAGAGGAACCUGUUGCAAAUUCUAAACCAAACAUUUCAGAUGAUCUUUGUGGGUGCAAAGAUACUUCCAACAAAAAACCAACAACAGAUCAACUACCAUCAACAAAUAAUUUAAAAGAAAUAACAAAUGACACAAAAACAAAUAAGACAAUUUCUAACGAACAGAGCAAGCCCAAUCAUGAAAAGGUUAAGUUAGAGAUUAAACAGGAACAUUUAAUAAAAUCGAAUGAAUCUAAUUCUGAUGAUCAUUGUGGAUGUGAUGUAAUUAAUAAAUUGCAAGAACCAUUACUUCAAAAAAUUGUAAACGAAUCAUCUACAAAGUUUCUCCAACACCGAAUAAAAACUGAAAGUAAUGGAAUUAAAGAAGAAAAAAAAGAAAUCAAAGAAGAAAAAAAUGAUAUUAGUGCUGUUGCUCCUGAGGCCCAUGCGAAAAAAGAAAUGGAAACCAAAUUUUUACAAGAAACCAAAACUGAUGAUCGAAACGGAUCAUCUACACAGUUUCUUCAACACCGAAUAAAAACUGAAAGUAAUGGAAUCAAAGAAGAAAAGAAAGAAAUCAAAGAAGAAAAAACUCAUAUGAGUGCUGUUGUUCCUGAGGCCCAUGCGAAAAAAGUAGUAGAUACCAAAACUGAUGAUUCCUGUGAGUGUGAUGAAACGACUGAUUCGAACAAUAAUCAACUAUUAGCUGCAAACAUGAAUGGUAAAUCUACUAAAGUGCCCUUAUUAUCUCAAAUAAAAAUCGAAAAACAAGAGAUGCCGAGUUUAGAAGAAGCUUCAAAGCCACAGCCUAUUUUCUCAAAAUCUUCAAAGCCUCCAUUUCUAGGGGUUAAAUCGGAAAUGAAAGAAGAAAAAUAUGAUAUGAAAACUAACCUAUCAAACAUUUAUGCCAAGUCCACUACACCACCGUUCUUACAAUCCAAGAAAGAAAGAGAAAAAACAAAUUCAAGUCCUUCAAAUCAUACUUAUAAUGACCUAAUUCAAAAGAAAAACCUUGCAACAAAGGAAUCAUCGUGUAACAACAUUUGUGGUAUAAAAUCCCAGAAAUCUACUGUAUCUAUAAAAAAAUCUCAAAGCCAAAUCAAUGCCAAGUUAAGUGCUCGUAGUAUUAACAGCUCACAUAGCCCUAAAACCAUAAGAGUACCCUUUCAAGAAAUGACGCAAUAUAAAACAAGUAAAGACAGAGACGGCCGUGUCAAUAAAGCACAAUUUGGGAAAAACAUUGCUAAAUUGAAGGCUGAAAGGAAAAGGCAAUAUUCUCUCAGACAAGCUGAAAAAUCUGUCAGUGGAUGUUCCAAACAUUGUGUAGGCGUUUUAGAUCAAAUGUCUAAAGACCAACUUAAAUAUUUUGAAGACCACUACAAGGGAGCAUCUCAUCAAAACAAGAUUGACAUUGAAAUAUCGCGGUCACAACCACAUAAAAAGAAUCCCAUGGAGAAAAUGCAGAACCCUUCAGAAAGUUCUACCGGACUCCUGAAAAAAAUGUCUCAGCAAGAAACACAUCUUGCUGAGACACUGCUUGAUUGUGAUCGUUGUCGCUCUGAAGACAUGAAAAGUUUCCAAUCAAACAACACAAAUAUACCCUUGUCAAUGACUUCGGAUGAAACCGCAUUUGUUAGAGAUAUAGUAGCUACAAGUACACCAAAUGCAUCAGUAUCAGCGGUGCCUUUAAAAGAGACUUGCGAUAAAGAAGAAUGCAAGAAUAUGAAAAAAUCAGUACAAAAGUAGAUUUGCAUACAGUUACAUGAAAACAAUCGGAUGGCCAACUCAUGGUAUAAUAAUAGUAUGAUACUGAACUGAUAUAUUCAUAGCCUAUAAAGAAGAAUAAAGAUGAAAUUAGACUUCA